CUAUCACCCUCGUGUUCCCGCUAACAUCCUUCGACCGUCACAGAUGCACCCCGACACGAGUUGUCCCGCGCUGGAUGAUUGGGUUGCACACAUGACGUCGAUCAUGAAGACCGCACAUGAGCACAUAGCUGCUUCCCAGACUCGCAUGGCAGCACAUGCGAACCGAUCGAGGAUAAAUCAUCCAUUCAAAGUCGGUGAUGAUGUGCUUAUCAACGCUCGCACUUACAACUCGAAGCGGACACGCUUCGUUCGACUGUAGAUUAGUUCCUUUUCACUCACACCUUGCAUUCGCCAGAAAAAACUCGAUACCAGAAAGAAAGAAAAAAAAAGAAACUGUAUAUCUACUCCCUCGUACCAUGCAUGAUGUACGGCACGACACACGUGGCAGUCCCAGACCUCCGUUCCCUCUCAGGCUUCUCAAUCAUGAUUGUAUCAUGCGAAGACUACCCAUAGUACACUCCACACUAGGACCGCAUGCGCAUAUCAUCUGCAUUAAUUUUAUGCGCGAUUCCAACAGGACACACGAACACGAGGGGACUAGCUCGUCGAAAAAGAUUGAGUAACACAGAUUCCUCGUCUGCGACGGACUGAUAYGGUAGUUCUUCGCGACGUAAUUGUGUMUGUCUAGAUGUGGUAAUCGGACGAAUCACCUCUGCGUGUCAGUUUCAGGAUCAAGGAGGAGAGCUAUCAUUGUCAUUAAUGUUUUCGCCACACAGGCCAAGAAACUGGGACUUGUAAAAAUUUACUAA
Chara braunii is the source of this 749-nucleotide messenger RNA. Lineage: Eukaryota; Viridiplantae; Streptophyta; Charophyceae; Charales; Characeae. The record is from the annotation of a GenBank genome assembly.